UUUAUAUCCGCCAUUCACUGCGGAGCUGCAACAUGGAUGCGCCCAUUCGAGAAUGGCAGUGGUAGGAUAGCUAUGCUAAGCAAAGGGACAUUUCAAUGAUUAAGAAUAUGUUGAAAUUACGAAAUCUCAGUGAAUUGACCUCCAUGGUUGCUGGUACACGAUCUAAAACAGUAUCUGCAGUUUCCACAAUUACCAGAUUAGAUAAGAUGAUGAAAAAGAUGAAGAAAAAAGACGAAAGGAGCGAUAAAUGGUUUCUGACUCCAUUAAGCUCACAAAAAGGUCCCAAACAUCAUACUGGAAAGGCUAGGUACAGUACAGCAGGAACCAAGAGGAAAGCUGAACACAUCAGUAACCUACUGUUUGGUCCCAUCAGUCAGAUUAUGUGUAGAGGAGUGCUGGACUCCAGGAUUAAAGUGGAGUUAUCACAGGUCAGUAUCCUGGCAGAUUUCAGCCUCAUUAAAGUACAUUGGUUAGCCUGCGACAAAGUGGACCACAUACUGACAGAGGGAAUUCUCCAGAAAAAGGCUGUGGCUUUGCAAGACCUAGUGAAAGAACUUCAAAUUAUAUCUAAUGUGCCACCAGUCAAGUUUGUGAAGGAUAUGUCACUAGCAAGUGUCCAGGAGGUGGAACGGCUUCUCCAACAGGUUGACCUGGAUCUGCUCGACGAGGCUACGGACAGUGACGGAGAAACCACGGACAGUGAGAUCACAGAAACUAGGCUGGAAAUACCUGAGGAUAUACCUGUAUCUACAGCAUUUAAAGAUAUAUCAAAACGCUUCAGUUCAGAGGACACAAGUUACCAAGUAAAUGAGGAUGAGAACACGGAUAUGAUAUCUAGCCACAAUAGGAUACAACCAACAGACCUCACCAACAGAUUUAGACAAGACCUGUAUGGCAUUGACCAUGAAGCUAUGAUGCAAAAACUGAAGACACUCAAGUCUGGUCUGCGAAAAAAGACAACUUUUUAUGAGGUUGAACCUGAGAUAGUUCAAACCAAUAUAGACAGGAAACAGGUCAGAGAACAAUACGCUAAAAUGUUACAGAUUCAGAGAAAUCAGAGGCAGAUCCUGAGGAAGGAGAGAAAAAAUAAAUACAAUGUGUAUUAUGGGAGAGAUGGAAAUGAUGAUUUAGAAGAUUUUCUUUUUAGAUAACUGGCCAUGGUCUGAUGACUGCUUUAAGUAUGUAAUGUGUACAUGUUCCAUCACCUAUAAAUUCCACAUAAAACAA
Molecule: messenger RNA, 1227 nt
Organism: Pecten maximus
Lineage: Eukaryota; Metazoa; Mollusca; Bivalvia; Pectinida; Pectinidae
Product: putative ribosome-binding factor A, mitochondrial
Exons: 5
Coding region: 96-1151 (351 amino acids)
Source: RefSeq, a predicted model, not a curated record